Messenger RNA from Eruca vesicaria subsp. sativa (arugula), 687 nucleotides. The record is from the annotation of a GenBank genome assembly. Lineage: Eukaryota; Viridiplantae; Streptophyta; Magnoliopsida; Brassicales; Brassicaceae.
AUGACGGAAAUACCCUUGUUAUAUAAACGAAGUCACAGCUUCGGCGAUACUUUUCGGGAGAAAACGACGACGGAGAGUGAAGGCGGAGGAAGAGAGAGAGAGAGAGAUAUGAUACCUCAGCAAUGGACGCCGCCGUGUGGGAGUCAAUGCACGCAUAAGUAUGCAGCUCUUACGCAGAUUCCAUGGAGAGUGUUCUGCAAAAAAGGAUGUGAUGCCGAUAGUGACUCAUGGGAAGAUUGUGUAUCAAGUUGCAGUGAGAUAUGCUACAAAGACCCUGUGCUAAAAGACCGACAAUGGAGUGCUUAUAUAGAUCGUUCUCCUGGAGCUGCCAGCUACUCUGAGGAAUGCUUCCACGCGUGUGUCGCAGGCUGUGGUUACAAGUUUGAAGUUGAGUCGGAGGAAGUCGAUAAGGUGAAACCAAAGAGACCACCACCUCCACCACCAAAGCCACAGCCACCACCACGAGCUAAAAGACCAAUGCAACCACCCAGUGAGGAUGUUCCUGGAACUUCUGCUUGACGUCAAACGCUUUGUGAACUAACUUCUUAAAACUCCUCAAUUUUUUUGGUAAUCUAACUUGUGAGGGAGUGUCAAAGCAGUUGCUCGACAAUUUUGUAGCGGAGAAAAGUGUAUUGGUGGGACUUGGACGGACCUUGUGACCUUUUUAGUCCAUAAGGCAAAUCAGUG